CCGGCGGCGUUUCGGCGGCGGGGCCGGGGCGGCGGGAGGGGCGACGGGGUCAGACAAAGCGGUUAAUGAAUGGGCGCGCCCGCCGUGCCCUGCGCCGUCGAGCCCGCGGGCCGAGCCGCGCCGAGCCGGCGCCGCAGGAAAUGCAGAAGGACUGAGUGUGUGCUGACAAGGUGGCAAGGGUCCUGUCCUUAGCAGCAGAGGCAAGUCUGGCCAAAAGUACGUACGUCCACACCUCCAGGGACACAUUCUACACGGCACUCCCAGGACACAGUGCCUCGGGCCCUGUGACGGCUCCUGCCAGGACUGCGUACUGUUCAGUGAGGUUUGUGAUGGGCUGUGUCCACAGAGCCAUCCUGGAGGACGGAACGCAUGUGAAACAUGGAGGUGCUCUGCACUCGGGCCACGACGGAGCAUUGGGACCAAUUUCUCAUUAGCCUGAGACUUUAGCAUGACGAAGCAGGCGGGAUAGUUAUGAUUGGUCAUGGAAAAUAACCAGGAAACUUGUCCCAAAGGGGACGAGGAUUUCGUUUCUGAUAAGAUAAAUUUCAAAAUAGAGGAGGAAGACGAUGCUCAAAUCCCUAGCCACCAUCUGGAAAGAAUGGACUUCCAAAGUGAGCAGGAGGACAUGAGGCCAGCAGACAGUGGGGACGAGCAGGCAGAGGUUGGGGCUGCAGGCUGCGCCUGUCGGCCCCCCGGGAAGUGCCUGCCCGCGGAGAGUGAGGAUGAGUACGGGGCCCUGCUCUCCCAGUACAGCAGCACCCUGUACAGUGUGGCCAUGGAGGCCGUCACUCAGAGCCUCCUCUCCGGCCGCCACCUGAGCUCCAGAAAGAAGUCUCCAGCCUGGAAGCAUUUCUUCAUCUCCCCCCGAGACAGCACUAAGGCCAUCUGCAGGUACUGCGUGAAGGAGUUCAGCAGGGGCAAGAAUGAGAAGGACCUGAGCACCAGCUGCCUGAUGCGGCACGUGAGGCGUGCGCACCCCACCAAGCUGGCGCCCGAGAACGGGAGCCUCGCCGGGGCACCCUUCCCCACGCCCUCACUCCUGCUCCCACCGCAGCCCGAGGACACGGGUGACCUAGGCGCCACACUGUCCCCCGUCAGUCUCGUCCCAGACAUGGCGCCUAAGAUCCCGUCCCCUGACCGGAUAAAGGAGGAGUGUGUGUCCGCGGUGCCCUCGGAAGGAGUCACAGACACGUUUGGCAGAGAGGAGGCCCUAGCGGGCUGCUCCCCACACCUGCCUUCGGUGCACUAUGAUGAGGCCGCUGCAGACGGCCUGGCUGAGAGGAGCCUGCUGCUUCCCAGGAGCACGGCUGGCUCCAGGAGGAGGUCCGCCGUGUGGAAGCACUUCUACCUGUCGCCCCUCGACAGCUCCAAGGCUGUGUGUGUGCACUGCAUGAACGAGUUCAGCAGGGGCAAGAACGGCAAGGACCUGGGCACGAGCUGCCUCAUCAGACACAUGUGGCGGGCGCACCGUGCCGUUGUGCUGCAGGAAAAUGGGAGUGGCCCCGGCAUCCCACCCCUGUACUCCACACCCCCUACACUGCUGCCCACCCUGCUGCCCCCUGAGGGCGACCCUAGCUCUGUGGCAUCCUCUCCAGGAAAACCCAUGGGGGAGUGCCCAUCCACUGCCUCAUCCCCAGACCAGCUAGCCGAGGACCUGCCGCUCCAUGCCCAUCCUGGGGACACGCUCCAGGAAGAUGCGUCCGUGCUGUCAUCCUCUGACGACGUCGCUGAGGCCUCGGCUGUGUCCUCCCACAAGAAGCCGCGCACUGACGGGCUGAGUCCCAGGAGGUUUGAAUCAGGGGCCAUCUUUCAGCAGAAUAAGAAGGUAAUGAGGAGACUCAAGUCAGAAGUCUGGCACCACUUCUCUCUGGCCCCCACGGAUAGCCUCAAGGCCGUGUGCCGCCACUGCAGCUGUGCCAUCAGCCGGGGCAGGAAGGGGGACGUGGGCACCAGCUGUCUGAUGCGGCACCUGUACAGGCGCCAUCCCGAGGUGGUCGGUGUGCAGAAGGAUCUCCUGGGUGCCAGUCUGGCCAACUCUCCAUAUGCCACACUGGCUUCUGCCGAGAGCUCCUCCUCCACGCUGAGUGUCUUGCCAUCUGCAGUCAGGAAAAACCACCAGGUCCUGUUUCCUGUCCACAGCAAGAAGACCUCAAAGCUGUGGAACCACUUUUCCAUCUGCUCCGCGGACUCCACCAAAGUGGUGUGCCUGCACUGUGGCCGCACCAUCAGCCGAGGCAAGAAGCCCACCAACCUGGGCACCAGCUGCCUCCUGAGACACCUGCAGCGGUUUCAUGGCCAUGUUCUCAAGACUGAUACCUCAGAGCCCGUGCUACCCUGUUCUGUGGCUGGGCAGGGGCCGCUGAGCUCCGAGGUGCCAGGAGCUUCCUCCUUCAGUGACUCCAAUGAGAAGCUUUACGACUCUCACCCAGUUGCCAAAAAAAUCACAAGUCUCAUCGCUGAAAUGAUUGCACUUGACCUCCAGCCAUACUCUUUAGUAGACAAUGUUGGCUUCAGCAGGCUGCUCGAAUACUUGAAACCUCAGUACUCCCUCCCCUCCCCUUCCUACUUUUCCAGGACAGCUAUCCCAGGUAUGUAUGACGAUGUGAAGCAGAUCAUUAUGUCACAGCUGAAGGAAGCAGAGAGUGGGGUGGUCCACUUCACCUCUGGGAUCUGGAUGAGCAACCAGACCCGUGAGUACCUGACCCUCACAGCGCACUGGGUCACCUUCACAUCCUCUGUCCGCCCGCACUGCGAGGACCACCACUGCUCAGCCCUCCUGGAUGUAUCGCAGGUCGAUUGUGACUACAGUGGCAAUAGCAUCCAGAAGCAGCUGGAGUGCUGGUGGGAAGCCUGGGUGACCUCCCUUGGCCUCCAGAUUGGCAUCACAGUCACAGACAACCCUAACAUCGGGAAGACACUAAGUGAGGCAGAGCACUCAAGCGUGCAGUGCUUCAGCCACACGGUGAACCUGAUUGUGAAUGAGGCCAUCAAGAGCCAGAGGAUGGUGCAGAACCUGCUGAGUCUGGCGCGGAAGCUGUGCGAGCGUGUGCAGCGGUCUCCCAGGGCCAGGGAGAAGCUGGCAGAGCUGCAGAGAGAGUAUGAGCUGCCACCGCACCCACUUAUCCAGGACGUGCCGUCCCGGUGGAACACAUCCUUCCAUAUGCUCGAGCGGCUGCUGGAGCAGAAGAGGGCCAUCAACGAGAUGUCCAUUGAGUGCAACUUCCGGGAGCUCAUCAGCUGCGACCAGUGGGAAGUCAUGCAGUCUGUGUGCCAUGCAUUGAGGCCCUUUGACGCCGCCAGCCGGGAGAUGAGCACACAUGCAUCCACUCUGAGCCAGGUUAUCCCCAUGAUCCACAUCCUCAGCAGGAAGGUGGAGAUGCUAUUUGGGGAGACGAUGGGCAUCGACACCAUGCUGAAGUCACUGAAGGAAGCCAUGGCUAGCCGCCUGUCCGCCACCCUCCACGACCCCAGGUACGUCUUUGCCACGCUUCUGGACCCUCGCUACAAGACCUCCCUGUUCACGGAGGAGGAGGCAGAACAGUACAGGCAGGACUUAAUCAGGGAGCUAGAAAUACUGAAUUCUACCUCAGAAGACACAGUCGCCUCCCACGGCUGUGACUCAGGGUCCUCGCCAGGAGCUUCCGGCGGGGAGGACCUGUGGUCGCUGGUGGCCAAGGUGAAGAGGAGAGGUGGCAGGGAAAAGCCGCCCGAGGACAUGGUGCUUGCCUAUCUGGAGGAGGAGGUGCUGGAGCACGGCUGCGACCCCCUGGCCUACUGGAACCUGAAGCGCUCGUCCUGGCCUGUGCUGUCCACGCUAGCCGUCCGCUUUCUGGGCUGUCCUCCAAGCACAGUCACCUCCGAGAAGCUGUUCAGCACCCACACGGAGAACAGCAGCUUCGGCCAGCCCAGGCUCAUGAUGGAGCAUUUUGAAAAACUCAUCUUUUUGAAAGUGAAUCUGCCCUUGAUAUACUUUCAGUAUUGACCCCACCACGGAGCCGCAGACCAGAGGUGCUCUUCGGAGCGCAGUUGUACCCGGCUGUGACCCGCCCAGCAGGGCCGUGUGGGAUACUGGGCCGGCCUCUAGGGCCGCCUGUCAGCUCUCACGUCGUGUCCGCGUGUGCCUUACUCCUCCUGCAGCCAGGUAUUGCGGUGCGUUCUCAGAAGUCCACUGGCAACAGCCUCUCUCUAAUGAUGAAAUAGGAUGAUCAGGUUUUAAUUCAUAACUGUAAAGUUUUUUAAAGUUAGGGGUUAGUAAUUUGUUUUACUAGAAUGGAAAGAAGACAUAAACAGUUUUAUUCUGCAGGUCUUUUAUUCAAUUGUGUAAAAACCACAAAUCAGGUACUGUAUUUCAGUUAACAUUGCUUUAAUUGCAACAGAACAGCUUUCGUGGCUGUCCAAGGAAAGGUGUGAACAGGAGGUGGAGUUCGAGCUAUCUUGACCAAGCAGUUCUCAGCUGUAGGCUGUAAGCGUCGAGCAGAGAGAAUAUUCUGGAAGCUGACUCUUUAACAAGGACAGGGCAUUUGAAAUGAAACUGAAGUGAGGGGUCGCAGAGUAUCGGUCAUUUGGCCACCAGAACGUUCCAUUCCGGGCUUUGUAUUCAGGUUUUUACAUGGUUAACUCAGAGGUACCCAAGCUCUGUAUCAUGAGCUCCUUGAAAUCGGAUCCAAGUUUGUAAACUUGUGCUUAUGAUUUAGCCAGUACCUAAAAAUGAGCAACCUGUUGAUCCAAUCUCUGUGCGGCUUGUUCAGCACUGUGCUCUGAAGCCAUCCCCUACACAUCAUGUACACGGAUCCCCCAGUUUGAGCAGUUACGGCUAAGAUCCCUUUUAGAGGAGAUGGCUUCUUAAAACAGGGAAGGUGCUGGUCGUACUGCAGUUGUGAAAAUAGCCUUAGGCAUUUAGAUUUUUUAUGCUAGGGAAGAUCCAGCCAUCACUUGGGUGUUUAGAAUCCCAGUGACAUCAGAAUGAAAUAUCAGUUGUCAGAUUCUUUUAACAAUAUGUCCUCAAAGUUUUUGUGUUAACAUCUGAAAAAAGGGUUCAUUUUCUCAUUUCAAAUCAAUUUAAUAUUGAUCUUUUAGAAAAGCUGUCAUUUUGUUAAAAUAUUGUACCUAUACUUAAUCUAAAUUUGUGUGGACUAUGCUUUAGUGUAUUUAUAAAUGGUGAACUCAGUUUCUGAAAUUAAAUUUUUUAUUUGCAAUUUUCUA
This is a messenger RNA of Heterocephalus glaber (naked mole-rat), 5202 nucleotides long. It is a transcript of the gene Zbed4, whose product is annotated as zinc finger BED-type containing 4. The record is from RefSeq and is a predicted model, not a curated record. Gene Ontology annotation, molecular function: protein dimerization activity; DNA binding. Lineage: Eukaryota; Metazoa; Chordata; Mammalia; Rodentia; Bathyergidae.